UAAAACAUCAACUUUUUGUUUGUUACUGGGGGGAGUUUCAUUUCAUCAACAUAAUUAAGCUCCUCCCAUGUUCCACCCAAAACCUUCUUCUCAUCACGUCCUGUCUUCAGGAGCAGAACCAUGAGCUCCCUGUUUGGAAUCCUCUGCCUCCUCUCGGCUCUUGCAGCAACAAGUUACUCUUACUCAUGUUCUCGGUGUAGUUCUAUAGCCAUACAUUGCCCAGCCAACAACAUCACUUGCCCAUCAGGAGAGGAGUGCCCAGGCGAUACUGGUGGAAAGAAUGCUGCAUUUCUGGGCAAGUCACGUGCACGGUCAUCUGAAUGUAGCCCCUUGGACAGCAGGAGCGCGCAGCAAGAAAAAAUGAGGAUAAUCAAUUCAUGUUGUAACACGAAUGACUGCGAUCUUUAUAGUCCUUUAUGUAAAAUGAUGGCUGACAUUUUGGCCUGGACAUAUGAAUGUGCAUCUGAAUGUAACUUCUUGGGCAGCAUGCGCCUACAGCAACUACAAAUCAGGAUGAACACGUUAUGUUAUGGCCAUCCCAACUGCACUGUGAACGGCUAUUCGCCAACUGAAAACUCUACCCUCAAUGGACUGGGCUGCCCAUCCUGCUUAUCUGAUAACUCUACCUGGUGUUACACUGAUGAAACCAUACAGUGCAGAGGGGAUGAGACUAUGUGUCUUCUUCUGCAGACAACACAAGAAUCAGGAUCAAUGUCAACUUCAACAGCCUUUCGAGGGUGCACAACAAAGUCUUUCUGUGAUCUUGGCAGUCAGUCCCAAAAUGAGACCGGAUCAUCUACUGAGGUUAAGUUUAACUGCACGAGAGCCAGCACCAUUGACAGUACCAGCGGCAGCCUGAGUGUCCAUAAAGUCGUCUUAACUCCAGCCAUUGUGUGUUUUCUCCUGCUGAAAUUGCUCUUCUAGGAUUCUUGGAGGAAUGUGGCCAAAAUAAAUGAAAAAGAUGUAUAUAUCGUAGUGUAUUUCAUAUUGUUCCUUAUUUCCUUUCAUUGUCAGUUACUUUUUUAAUAAACCUUGGCUGGAAAAUAUCUAAGUGCAGAAGUCAUAUAACAAUUGUCUCCAUUGAGAAGAAAAGAACAAUGGCAGUAGUAGGACAAAAAAAAAA
Messenger RNA from Bufo bufo (common toad), 1123 nucleotides. RefSeq lists its product as uncharacterized. The record is from RefSeq and is a predicted model, not a curated record. The coding region runs from base 121 to 924 and encodes 267 amino acids. The transcript is spliced from 6 exons. Lineage: Eukaryota; Metazoa; Chordata; Amphibia; Anura; Bufonidae.